CCCGUCGGUCCCCGUCGGCCCCCGGCCCGCAAGCCCGGACCGGUUGUCCGGCCGGAGUGGCGAGGAAAGACCAAAGUGAGACGCGCAGCGAAGACCCCACCGAGCCGGACGAUGGCCGCCGAGGCCCUGGGAGGGGCUGCGGCCCUGAGCCCUCUGGCCCCGCAGGAGGAGGUGGAUGAGGAGGUGGAAGAGGAGGUGGACGAAGAGGUGGACGAAGAGGAGGUGGAGGAGGUCUCAGCCGGGACCCUCGAGGAGAACUCCUGGGAGCAGGAAGCGGACGAGCGCGGGGAUCCCCCCAGACGGAGCGUCAGGCCCCGCGAAUCCCUCGGCCGCCUCCGGGAGCUGUGCCGCCUCUGGCUGAGCUCCGAGGGGAGCUCCAAGGAGCAGAUCCUGACGGCCCUUCCCGGGGAGAUUCAGGCCUGGCUGCAGGAACAUCGCCCGGAGAGCAGCCAGGAGGCCGUCGCUCUGGUGGAGGAUUUGACCCAGGCCCUCCGGGAGAGCGCCCUGUCAGUCGCCCGGCGCCCGGCCCGGCCCGCCCGAGAGGAAAGUGAAGACCGAGCGGCGGCGGCGGCGGCGACACCGUGCCCCGUGGCCCGGUCUCCGGGGCCGGCGGCACUUAGGGACGGCGGCGAUUGCCUCUCGUGGGAGGAGCGGGGGCGCCCGGACCCCACGCGGGAAGACGCCCACGGGGACGCCCCGGCCGGGAAUUGCGGCGGCGGCGGCCGGGACGCGCUAGAUCUUCACAAAAGCAGCUUCCAUAAACAGAGCAAUGUUUUCUUUAUUGCUGACUGCAGUUCUUGGCCCGAUGACCUCCGACCCCCCAAGCCCGGGCUCCUUCCACUGAACCGCGCCGCUUCCCCCGUCCGCCCCCACUCAGGCGCGGAGGCGGCCGGAGCCGGGGCGGCGGGCCCCUCCCGGGAGCCGGGCCGGUUCAUCGGGCCCCGGGGCACCUACGUGGGCGAGAAGCCGUACGAGUGCCCGCGGUGCGGCAAGGGCUUCAGCCGCAAGUCCCACCUGGCCACCCACGAGCGGACCCACACGGGCGAGAAGCGCUACGAGUGCCCCGACUGCGGCAAGAGCUUCAGCGACGGCUCCAACUUCAGCCGGCACCAGACGACGCACACGGGCGAGAGGCCGUACGCCUGCGGCGACUGCGGCCGCACCUUCAGCCGCAGCGCCAACCUGGCCAGCCACCGGCGCGUCCACACGGGCGAGAAGCCCUACCGCUGCCCGGACUGCGGCAAGAGCUUCAGCCGCGGCCCCAACCUGGUGGCCCACCGGCGCACGCACACGGGCGAGAAGCCCUUCGCCUGCGCCGCCUGCGGCAAGCGCUUCGGCAACCGCUCCAGCCUCAACACGCACCAGGGCGCCCACACGGGCGCCAAGCCCUACGCCUGCCCCACCUGCGGCGACAGCUUCAGCUACAACUCCAACCUCAUCCGCCACCAGCGGGUCCACACGGGCGAGAAGCCCUACCGCUGCCCCGACUGCGGCCGGCGCUUCAGCCAGAGCUCGGCCCUGGUCGGCCACCGGCGCACGCACACGGGCGAGCGGCCCUACCGCUGCGCCCAGUGCGGCAAGGCCUUCGGCCGCAGCUCCAACCUGGCCACCCACCGCCGCACGCACCUGGCCGAGAAGCCCUACAAGCGCGCCCAGUGCGGCGAGGGCUUCUCGCGGAGCUCCGGCCCGCUGGCCCACCAGGCCGCCCACCCGGGCCGCCGGCCCCACGCCUGCCCCACCUGCGGCCGGACCUUCGGCCGGAGCGCCGACCCGCCGGAGCACCAGCGCGGCCCCGCCGCCGACCGGCCCCGCCGCUGCCCCGACUGCGGCCGGGCCUUGGGCCGGCGCGCCCGGCUGGCCGCCGAGAAGCCCCACCGCUGCCCGCUCUGCGGCGAGAGCUUCAGCCGCCGCUCCGUCCUGCUCGUGCACCGGCGGGCCCACCGCGGGGACAAGCCCUACCGCUGCCCCGACUGCGGCGAGGGCUUCAGCUGGAACUCCGUCCUCGUCGUCCACCGGCGCGUCCACGCCGGCGAGCGGCCCUACCGCGGCCCCGACCGCGCCGAGGCCUUCAGCGACAGCUCCGACUUCGUCAGCCACCGCCGGACCCACCCACGGGCCGAGCUCGGCUGAGGGGGCGCAGGGGGGGGCCCCCGCGGGACG
Molecule: messenger RNA, 2160 nt
Organism: Tachyglossus aculeatus (Australian echidna)
Lineage: Eukaryota; Metazoa; Chordata; Mammalia; Monotremata; Tachyglossidae
Gene: ZSCAN2
Product: zinc finger and SCAN domain containing 2
Exons: 6
Coding region: 112-2130 (672 amino acids)
Source: RefSeq, a predicted model, not a curated record